Fulvia fulva is the source of this 1617-nucleotide messenger RNA. RefSeq lists its product as uncharacterized. Gene Ontology annotation, cellular component: nucleus. Gene Ontology annotation, molecular function: zinc ion binding; sequence-specific DNA binding. Gene Ontology annotation, biological process: positive regulation of transcription by RNA polymerase II; DNA-templated transcription. NCBI's taxonomy places the organism in Eukaryota, Fungi, Ascomycota, Dothideomycetes, Mycosphaerellales, Mycosphaerellaceae. The record is from RefSeq and is a predicted model, not a curated record. Bases 1 to 1617 code for a protein of 538 amino acids. The transcript is spliced from 3 exons.
AUGCCAAACAGAUAUGCGAAUCGCUUGACCACGAUGACCAGGGAGCCGAGGGGCAAGCCCUACGGUAUCGACAUACUUCGCCAGCAAUGGAAUUAUUGCAACCAAAUUACAUCGCCGCCUAUUUCGGAUCGCCCGGAGUCAUCCCUAAAAGUGGUGCAAGCAUUGGACUCCAUUUUGCCGAUCGACAGCAUACCAAUCAACGGCAAUGCUCAUCCUUUGCUACCAAUAAAGGCAGAGCUGCUGCACUGGGUUGGAAUAGCAUUUUCAGAGGCGUUUGUUUUGUGGCCUUUCAUUGACAGAAGAUACAUCGACGGGAUCGUGUUUCGGCUGUACAACACGAACACAUUCGGCCAAGAUGAGAACGACCACGAUGACUUGGCGCUGAUCUACUCACUACUGGCCCUUGGAAUGCGCUUCGAUAUGGCCAGCACUGCCUCAGCGGACACCAGGCGAGUACAAGGGUUGGCGUACUUCGCGGCUGCUAGAGACAUGGCGCCAUUGCCAAACUGCGACCGUAGUCUCCCGGCGCUGCAGACUAUCCUGUGCAUGGCAUUAUACCUCAAGGCUGGUGCCGCUCUGACGCGGGUACACGCGUAUGUGUGUGCUGCUGCUAGUGGUGCGCUACGGAUGGGACUACACGAAGCGGUUCCAGGCUAUCCGGCCGAUGAGCAGACGACACGACAGCGCGUAUGGUCCACCGUCCGCAUGUUGGACGCAUACGUGUCCAGCUCGCUAGGCAUCCCGCAUGUCAUUUCAUCGCGAGAACAGAACGUGGCGCCGUUUCCACUAUGGUCCACAGCUGUUGUUGAUGAAGAAUUGGUUCCUUGCAUUGCAGCCUCGCAGCUAUCCAACAUGUUGAGCGGAGCGAUUGAUUAUACGUAUCGCCAUACGUCUGCAGGCAAGGCUGUAGAUGGUGGUAGCUACACCAUUAACGAGCAGAACCUUGCGACGGCCUGCGACGAGCUUGAGGCAUGGACGCAGAACUCCCCAGCACUGGCCGUACCCAUCGAGAAUAUGACCAGAUUGCAACUGCUGCUUUCGUAUCUACACGCGUGGGCACACCUCACAUUGCUGUCACCGUUCGUACAUCAUCUGCACAACACGCAAUCGCGCUCAGAGAAACCGACCCGAGAGGCUGCCUACGCGCACCGAGCUGUUCAGGCAGCCCUUUACGCUGUCCAAGUGGCCGAAACCCUCCACAAGCGCCUUCAGCUCCAUGAAGCAUACUUCACCACAAUCGACGUCCUCGUCCAAGCCGCAAUGGUUCUCCUUGUAGUUGAGCUUGGCAGCUCCAACUCGAGCCUCUUAUCCGAAUCCAUCAAAUACGGCAAGCGAGCGAAAGAGCUGUUGCUCAACCUCUCCCUGCAAAACCCAGCAGCAAAGGAAUGCUGGGAAGCCUUAUCUCCGAUGCACCAGGCUGUCAAGAACAUGGGACAGCCGUAUACACAGACCACUGCCAAGCGACCGGCAACGCUGGUGGCGCAGAGCAGUGUUGAUUCUGGAAUCGAUGUCAACAGCCCCGAGAUGGGCUUUAACCCCAACCCAUUUGUGGUGCAGCCGAACGAUCUUGUGUUGAGCCUGCCUCCGAGGGCGAGAAGGGUUGGUAGCGGUGGGUAG